UGUGGAGAUCUCCCUGGCUGAGAGGGGCUCCAAGGAGGCAGUGGCAGCGUGAGGCCCAGGUAGAGCAGCAUGGACAGGCCUGUGGCAGUGUGGUGAAGCAUGAACAUCCGGAGUGCCCAGGACCACGGGCAGGCCAGUGACAACCCCAGUGGUGGUGGUGGUGGCAGUGGUGGUGGUGAGAGAGAACGAAUCCGAAGGCGAAUGAAAAUGGUCAUCGGGCAGCUGGAGGGCAUCCUGCAGGAGCUCAAGGAGGUGGCCAAAGAGCUGAGAGAGCAGGUGGUGAGCCAGAUAGACAAGCUGACCUCUGAUUUCGACUUCGAGCUCGAGCCUGAUGAUUGGACAACAGCCACAGUCAGCAGCACAUCUAGCAGUGAGAAAGGUGGCGGGAGUGGCCCCUUUGACCUGACUCACCUGGAUUUCAUGACCUCAGACAUCCUCUCUGACAGCUGGGAAUUCUGCUCCUUCUUGGACAUCUCAACCCCCUCAGACUCAGGCGAGGUCCCUGAGCCAGCCCGACAGCCUCCCACCCCUGACUACAGGCUGAUGAAUGGAGGCGUGCUUAUCCCUAACGGGCCCCGUGUUGAAACCCCCGACUCUUCCAGUGAGGAAGCCUUCAGUUCUUGUCCCCCUGAUCCCCCCAAGGGCCAGCAGGCCCAUCGGACCCCGGGCACCAGGGAACGAGUGCGUUUCAGUGACAAAGUGCUCUAUCAUGCCCUCUGCUGUGAUGAUGAGGAAGGAGAGGGGGAAGAAGAAGAGGAAGAGGAGGGGGCAGCCCCAUCCCCCAACCCCCCCCAGACAGAGCCCCAUGUGGCACCUCUCAAACCCCCCCUGGCAUCCUGCAAGCCACGGAGAUCUCCCCUCACAAGCCGGAAUGGGAGUCAUAUUCCCACACUCCCUCCAGGGUCAGGGCAGACCCGCAGGGUCACACGGAACACCAGCACCCAAACGGUGUCGGACAAAAGCACCCAGACUGUCCUACCAUAUGCAGCAACCAGGCAGAAAGUCAAAGGGAAAAACUGA
Molecule: messenger RNA, 1020 nt
Organism: Trichosurus vulpecula (common brushtail)
Lineage: Eukaryota; Metazoa; Chordata; Mammalia; Diprotodontia; Phalangeridae
Gene: INSYN1
Product: inhibitory synaptic factor 1
Exons: 2
Coding region: 100-1020 (306 amino acids)
Biological process (GO): inhibitory postsynaptic potential
Cellular component (GO): postsynaptic density
Source: RefSeq, a predicted model, not a curated record